Leopardus geoffroyi (Geoffroy's cat) is the source of this 1718-nucleotide messenger RNA. RefSeq lists its product as uncharacterized. The transcript has 6 exons. Bases 1 to 1503 code for a protein of 500 amino acids. The record is from RefSeq and is a predicted model, not a curated record. NCBI's taxonomy places the organism in Eukaryota, Metazoa, Chordata, Mammalia, Carnivora, Felidae. Gene Ontology annotation, biological process: virion assembly.
AUGGCCACUAGAAAAUGUGAGAUAAUUCCCAGGACAGGAAGUACCCGACGUGGUCUAAGUGGACGCACUGGAGGACCAUGGGCCGGCAGUUUCGGAAGACGUUCCGAUCCUCCCUUCUGGAGGGAGGUGGAAUCCCCUCAAAGGUCUGAGACGAGGCGGGUCACUCCCGCUGGUCGGCGAUGCCGGAAGAACACCAUCCUCCCCCUCCGGGGGAGUCAGAUGCUGUUCCGAGAGCUGGAGGCGGAGACACUCCAGGGGAAGCCCGCCCUUUACCAGACAAAGGGCGCAGAGGGAGCAAUCCGCCUCCGCCGCCGACUCCACUAUUCUGCCCCACUCCACUAUUCUGCCGACUCCACUAUUCUGCGAGCCACCAGACCCCCAGACGCGGAGGGGAAUCAGCCCCAUCACUAUUGGCCUUUCGCCACUAGUGACCUCUACAAUUGGAAAGCUCAGAAUCCUAAGUUUUCCGAGAAACCGGCAGGGCUUAUUGAUUUAUUAGACUCUGUUCUUUUUACCCAUCAGCCCAUGUGGGACGAUUGCCAGCAGCUUUUGCAGGUCCUGUUCACGACUGAAGAAAGAGAAAGAAUCCUCAAUGGGGCCCGAAAACUAGUUCCGGGCACAGACGGGAAUCCCACCACCAACCAGGAGGCCUGGAAGGGGAUCCAGCCACACAUCCGGAGACUACGAAGCCUAGGGGUACUAGUUCCUUGCCAGUCUGCCUGGAACACCCCCUUACUGCCGGUCAAAAAGCCUCACACAAAUGACUACCAACCGGUACAAGACCUCCGGGAAGUAAAUAAGAGGGUCGCAGACAUACACCCAACUGUUCCCAACCCAUAUACUCUCUUGAGCUCCUUGGCGCCCUCCAGGGUCUGGUAUACUGUACUAGAUUUAAAGGACGCCUUCUUCAGUCUGCCGCUGGCAUCCCAGAGCCAACCCUUGUUCGCCUUUGAGUGGCAUGAUCCGGAGGAGGGCUACAGUGGGCAACUCACCUGGACACGGCUACCUCAGGGAUUCAAAAAUUCACCCACCAUCUUUGACGAGGCACUACACAAGGACCUGGUAUUUACAGACACCUUCUCUGGCUGGGUGGAGGCAUACCCAACCAAGUAUGAAACGGCUCAGACGGUGGCUAAGAAGCUACUAGAAGACAUCUUACCCAGAGGGCUCCAGAGGGCGCACGAGGACGUUUGGCCGCGCCUCCGUGCCAUCUACGAGGCUGGCCCGAUCCUGACACCUCAUCAGUACAGGCCGGGAGACUGGGUCUACGUCAAGAGGCACCACCGAGAGACUCUCGAGCCGCGCUGGAAGGGACCCUACAUCGUGGUGCUGACAACCCCCACCACUCUCAAGGUAGACGGCAUCGCGACCUGGGUCCAUCACACCCAUGCUCAGCCAGCGGACCCCUCCUCGAUCCAGAAGGACGUUGUCACGCGAUGGGCCAUCAGUCGGGACCAACACAACCCGCUCAAGCUCAAGCUACAGCGCAUUCGACCCACCUAAUAUUGGUAACUCUGUUAACUCUGUUUGCCAUUGCUCAUGCUGCCGGGAGUCCCCACGCCCCCCCAAACAUCACCUGGCAGAUCAUAGACACCAGCUCGGGGACAAUACUUAAUCAGACCUCCCAGAGCCACCCCAGGGACACUUGCUUCCCAGAACUUUGUGUAAACCUCCAAACUCUGUUCCCCUUGUCACCAUAAAUGCAGCCGGUCCCAUGA